CUCUCUACGAAAACACUUUCGGGAAGAAUAAAGUUUUUUUCUGCGCUCAGCCAGUCUUUACUCAGAGCCAAACCGUGGCCUAGCAGGAAGAACGGCUCGACUAUGUGGAGAAAGAAACGGGCACUUGGGGAAUCCUUGGCUUGUCUCGUAUUUCUCGUGACGCUCGUCGAUGCUUAUCGAUUCCUGAGCCAGAGCACAGCCUCCCAGUUCCUGAGCAGGCACAAGAGAGCCAACUCUCUGUUUGAGGAGAGCAAGAAGGGCGACCUGGAGAGGGAGUGCAUCGAGGAGCUGUGCAACAAGGAGGAGGCCAGGGAGAUCUUUGAGAACCAGCCAGAGACGGAAUACUUCUACCCCAGAUAUGUUGUGUGUCUGGGUUCACAUCGGGUCGGCAUCAGCAACCCGAACUCGGAUGCCAUCCCGUCAGACCUUCGCACCUGUGUGAAGGAGAUCAGUGACCAGUGCUCACCGAAUCCAUGCUACAAGGAGGGUUCAGUGCGCUGUGUGGACGGCCAGGCCUCCUUCACAUGCGAGUGUAAACCCGGCUGGAAGGGGCCGCGCUGUGAGGACGACAUCAACGAGUGUGUGGAUCCUGAAUUUCCUGCUGGAUGCAACCAAAAAUGUUACAACCUACCCGGUAGUUUCUACUGCAUGUGUGAAGAUGGCUACUUCAACAAUGACAAAAUCAACUGCGUGGAUAUCAAUGAAUGCCUGAUGUACCCCAGUAUCUGUGAACCACCGUCUAAAUGUGUCAACACGCCGGGCAUGUUUGAGUGCCAGUGUCCCCAGGGUUUCAAAUAUAACUUCACUUCCAAGACCUGCAACGAUGUAGACGAGUGUGAGUUGAGUGUGUGCGACGGGACUUGUAUAAAUACAGUUGGCAGCUAUGCGUGCCACUGUGACGGUCGUCAGGGUCUUCGUUUGGCGGAGGAUGCGCGAUACUGUGAGAGUAUCCCUGUCUGCGUGGAGCUGUACGACUACAGGCACCCUGAGAUGCUUUACCUGGGGGAGCAGUUCACAGGCCUUCCUGUCAUCUACCUGCGCUUCCGUCUGCCGGAGAACACAAAGUUUGCAGCAGAGUUCGACUUCCGUACAUUUGACCCAGAGGGAGUUGUGCUGUACGCAGAGUCCUCGCAGGACUCGUGGUUCAUGUUGGGGCUGAGAGGCGGUCGCAUUGAAGUCCAGUUCAAAAACCAGCACACAUUCAAGGUCACCAGUGGAGGGAAAGCCAUCAAUGAUGGGCAGUGGCAUGUGAUCUCUGUGGACGAACUGGAGAGCAGCAUCAGUGUGAAGAUCAGCAAGGAAGCAGUGAUGAGCAUCAACAGCCCCGAUAGUCUCUUCACUUCAGUCAACGGCAAACUGGAGACGAAGGUGUACAUCGCCGGGCUGCCCAACCGCACCGACAACGUCAUCAAACCUAUCAACCCUCGACUUGACGGCUGCAUCCGAGGCUGGAACCUGAUGAACCAGGGAGCGUCUGGGGUGAAGGAGGUCAUCCAGGAGAAGAAGAGUAAACAUUGCUUUGUGUAUGUGGAGCGAGGGUCUCACUUCACUGGGGCAGGACUGGCGCAGUUCAACAUUGACUACAGUGAUUCUGGGAGCUGGAAUGUGGAUAUAAAGAUGAAUAUACGUCCGUCCAGCAGCACGGGUGUCCUGUUCGCUCUUGUUCACAAUGACACAGUCCCCCUGUCCAUCGCUGUGGUAACGCAGGGAGAAGAAGAUGCUAACCUGCAAGUGUUUUUGGAUGGUGUUUCCGUGGCAAUUCUGGAGUCACUGAUGUUGUGUUACCCCGACCGGCUGAUGGUGCAGCUGAAUGUGACUCCAACUGAAAUCCAAAUCUCAGGCAACUCCUCCUCUGUUACCUACAUGAAGUCUGUCGACCUGCAGGAAGCACUGAAGCGCCUCAACAGCACCAUGCAGAACCCUGUCAGUACAUAUAUCGGAGGGAUACCAGAUGACGUCCCGUUACCCGCCACCCCAGUGACGGCCUUUUACCACGGCUGCAUGGAAGUCACCAUCAACGGCCAGCAGCUGGACUUCGACGAGGCUCUGAGCAAACACAACAGUAUUAAGUCCCAUUCCUGUCCUCCUGUGUCUGCCCCCGAGAGUCACCCUGAAGUGCAGCAACCACAUCCGCACCAAAAGUGACCUUAAUUAACACUGAAAAGCCCUCACAUUAGGCAGCGUCCCACAGCGGCCACUUCCUGGGAUAUUUUGGAAAGAGAGAUAUAGAGGAGGAGAGUGGAGGGAGGGAGGAAGGGGGGUAGACGAUUAUAGUCAUUUUUGUCGACUUUCUCUGAUGGGUUCAUUUAUGCUUUUCAUCCAUACAGUAUUAUUGUUCCUGUCCUAGGAGCAUUUUGUUCACUUUUUAUUUCUUAGUGAGGCACAACGAAAGCUGACUCGCCAGUGAGCAAGUCGGAAGCUGGAUGGUCGGAUGACGUAGUUGUAGCAGUUUGUUGCAAUGAAUUAAAAGCUUUCCAAGAAAUGUCUGAAAAGAGCUGAGCUCUGUAGCACGCAUACCAUGUGUUGAGCAAGAGAUGGUUAUGUUUGUGUAGAAAAAUAAACAAAUGGUCACUGUUGACCAGGCUUUGAGACCACCUGCAUCUCUUUUCCCUGUUGUUGCAUCAUGGUAUAUCUCUGGGUGCUCUUCAAAUAGAGUGCUGCAGGGAUGACGAUUAUUUGUAGGCCAGCCUGGGAGUUAACGUCGCCCUGGUUCCCUUGACAGAAAGCCAGUGGGAUUUUUUCUAUUGGAUUUUGGAUUACUGCAGAAAAUAAGCUCUGUGACAAACAAAAGUUUAUGAAACUUACACGCUUUGUUCAGCAAGAUUAUGAACACUGCUUAUAUGAUUUUUGAAGCAUAACUGCAAUUAACAGAAGUAAAAAGCUAACAUAUAUGGAGCUAGCACAGUGACAGUACUUUUUUUUUUUAAAUUUGGCAUUGAAAAAGGAAAAAUCACACUGGAAAAAAGUCAUUAAAAAUGUUCUUUUUUUUUUAUUUGAAUGUUUUUGCAUUCUGAUAUGUUUUACAAUGACAAUAUUUAGAUUUUUUUUUCAUGUCAUCCUUUCGUCAGUGUCAGUUUUGUGACAGAAAGUUGAAAAUAAAAACUAAAACGUAAAAAAAGAAGACAUUUAAAAAAAAGUGGUGUGAAGCAAAAAAAAUCAGAAGACUGUCAUUGCAAAACACACUAGGAUGCAAAAAAUAAAAAUAAAAAUAAAAAAUGCUUUAAUGCCUGAACUUAAUUUUUCAGUGGAUUUUUUUCAAGGCGAGGCAGCUUUAUUCGUAAAGCACAAUUCAUACACAAGGGCAAUUCAAAGUGCUUAACAGAGCAAAAAAAUAUAAAACAUAAUAAAGGACACAGAGAAGAGUAAAGAGGAAAAAAGAUAUAAAAGGUAAUUCAAAAUUAAUUACUAAAUGAUUCAAAAAACAAAAAGAAAUCAUCACCAUUAAAAAUAGCAAAAGUGCUGACAAGAGGUGCAAAGGUAAAAGAUUAUUUUAGAAGACUUGCAAUUGACUUCGGUGCUAAUGUUUGCUUUAUCAAUGCCAAAUGUUGUUGUUUAAUGCCAAAACGUACUGCCAUUGUUUAAGUCUCAUAAUGUCAGGCUAUAAACAAACUAUAUCAUGGCGGCAUGACUUCCACACCACCACAGCGAGGCUAUAAAGUUAUGUACAGCAUGGUUGAGUGUGAUGACGCUCUGUAGCCUUAUUUAUUCACUUAUUAGCAACCUAGUUUUUUUUUAAGGCAUUUAAAUGCUUCAGAGUUCAUGAGGGGUAUUUAUCGGAGUAUUUAACACCAUAAAACAAAUAUUUCAACCUUGUGUUGGCCACAGACCUUAUGUCAGACAUCUAAUCAAAAAUACAUUGAAAAAGAACCCACUGGGAUGCAAACUCAUUUCUGACAUUUCUAGGCUUUGGGACUCCUCCCUGCAGCACUCUGGUGGAGACAAACGUCUGGAGACAUCUACAAAUUAUUGUUGGUUGUGGCACUUAAGGAGACUCCUGAGGUGUUACAUAGGUUUGGUAACACAUAGAAAUAUGGUUUAUAAUUUCAUUGUUCCCACCAUGGUUGUCUCCACCUCUCAUCACGGCCAGUCUUUGAAGACUAAACUUCUGCUGCAUCAUGUCCUCAUCUUCAGGGUUCUCCUGGUUGGUCAGUGUUAACUCACCCUGUGUAUAAAACAAGCCAUCUUUAAUAUAUAACUUAAAUGUAGUUGUCCAGUGUUGUGUUUGUUUUAUGUUUGUUUUAAUAAAAUUGGUCAGAGCAACCUUA
Molecule: messenger RNA, 4265 nt
Organism: Epinephelus fuscoguttatus (brown-marbled grouper)
Lineage: Eukaryota; Metazoa; Chordata; Actinopteri; Perciformes; Serranidae
Gene: pros1
Product: protein S
Exons: 14
Coding region: 103-2145 (680 amino acids)
Cellular component (GO): extracellular region
Molecular function (GO): calcium ion binding
Source: RefSeq, a predicted model, not a curated record